AUGUCGGCCCUGCAAACAUUCAUGUUAGUUGUGGAGCACGACAAAGAAGAAGCUAAACGCAUCGCUGAAGGCGUCGCUCAAGGUCAGUCCGAUCAUCGGCCCACGUUCCCCCGCACUCACUACGUUCGUGUGACUCUAAUCGAGGAUUCCAAUGCAGAUGUCGAAAGCAAGAAGACUACCCUCAUAGAAAUUGUUCAGCAACUUGGCGAAUAUAUCAAUGAUGAAGAUCCUAUACUGCGUGGAAAGGCCGUCUCCUUCCUCACUUCGGUCAUCAAGGCGCUGCCACCCAAGUUCCUGUCGCGACAACAGAUCCAGGUCUUGACGUCGUUCUUCUGUGAUCGGAUUGAAGAUGGAGGUGCGGUUGCGGGAUUGGAUACGCUGCAGAAGCUGGAUCGGUUUACGAAGGGAUUGGCUGCUGAGAUUGCCCAAUCUCUGUUCUCCCAUUUCCAAGACCUACAAUCCCGAUCCCAAUCGCAGCGAUUCCAAGUUUACCAAUUGCUUAACGAGUUGAUGUCAUCACACCGUGCGGCAUUGCUCGAUAUGGACGAGGUAUCUCUCGUCGGUAUUGUGGAUCUCAUGACAGGCGAAAAGGACCCACGCAAUUUGAUGAUGGUGUUCUCUAUCUUGAAGGUCGUCAUGAUGGAAUGGGAUAUCACAAACCACGUUGAGUUGCUCUUUGAUUCGGUGUACAAUUACUUCCCGAUUACCUUCCGACCUCCACCAAACGACCCCUACGGGAUUACUGCCCAGGACUUGAAAGGCCGCUUGCAAGACUGCAUCUCUUCUACUAGACACUUCGCCCCUCACUCUAUUCCAGCAUUGCUCGAUAAGCUUGACUCUACCUCACCCAAUGUCAAGAAAGAUGCCCUUAACACAUUGAUCGCCUGCAUUCAUUCAUACGAUCCCGACACUGUGUCUCGCUAUUCCAUCACCAUCUGGGAGGUGCUGAAGUUUGAGAUUCUCAAUGCCCAAGAAGAGUUCCUGUCCGAGUCUUCUCUCCAAGCUCUGCAGUCUAUCGCGCAACGCCUCUCGGAAGGGGUCACUGAGGUCUCUCAGGACCUGCCUCUUGCACAGUAUUUGCGCCCAAUCACUAAGGAAUGCAAUGAACAAUUGCAAGAGCCCCAGCAGAAGCAGGCGAAACCCGCCCAACAGAUUCUCCGAUCUUUGUCAUCUGCUUCACCGAUUGCGUUUACCCUCAUCGUUCAAACUGUUGUUGCCCCUAUCUUCACCAUUUACCAAGAGGCAGAUGGUAUUGCCAAACAAAGAGCUCUUCUUGAAACCCUGUCAGUACUUUUCGAGUCUGCAAUUCAAGUAUUCGGCCAAUGGACAACCCGAGGAGAUGAGAUCACUCUCGAGAAUCCAUUGCUCGAAUUCAAGGAUCAAUUCUCGGACGUGCUGGGUCAGGCAUUGAUGGGUGCUGCAAAGGAGGAGGUUUCUUUCCGAGUGACUGCUCUGAAGGGAUUCCUUCGUCUUUCCACUCUGCGGGAUUUCUUCCAGGAUAAUGAGAUUGGCUUGUUCGUGCAGUACCUGGAUGAGAUUCUGCUUCAGGAGGAGUCUGUUGGCAGGGGUGACCUGAAGAAGGAAGCAAUUGCGGCACUGGCUGAAAUUUCCAAGCACAAGCCUCGUCUGAUCAUGGAUAUUACUUUCCCUGCAUUUGUGGCGACACUUCCAGAUGAGGAUGAUGGCACAAACUCAACUUAUCUUUCCACCCUAGAUACCUUGGCUCAGAUCAGCGUUGAGAGGGACAUCUUUGAGACUCUAUUCCGACGUCUCUUCAGCAAGUUGACCAUCCUACUCCAGAAGGAGCAACCUGGUGCCAUUGCGUAUCCAAGGGCCAUUCUCAUGACCCUACUCUAUGUCAUGCAGCAAAGGAAGAUGGAUUCUGAUCCGAGCGUGGAUCUCUACUUCGACAAGAUCGUGGUCGGUCUCUGCCGCAGUGCCUCGGAGUCAGCGUCGGGCAAGGGGAAGAACCAGAUCCUCAACGAUGCCACCAUCCUGGAUACGCUUGGUCGGCUCUGCAACCUGCUGGUGCGAUCUGUCACUGUCCAGAAACAGGAGCAGGUGGCAGAGAAUGUGUACAAGCUCUUCUCUGCGACCGAUGAUUUCGUGCCUAUUCCGUUUUCACAGGACGCAACAGUCGAUCAGGAGCGGACCAUCAUAAUUUCCACCUAUCUUCUCGCAGGCCUGUCUAAAGACUGUGGCAACCAUAUCCCUUAUACCUCUCCCAACAUGUCCGAGCUUCUUUCAGAUCUAGUGCAGCGCUGUGUAUCUGAAACUUCAGAGCCGGCUACACAUCUCGCCUUCCUCCGUCAUCUAGCUCUGCUUGUCAACAAGUUCCUGUCCAAGGAAGAUUUGAACAUUGCAGAGAAACUCUUUGGUUCUCUCGUUUCCUCGGAGAAGGAGAGCUACAGCCCUGCUACAAUCCGCACCAUCUUCUGGCUGUCCAAGGCUCUAGUCCUCCGGCUUGCCCCGACCACCACCCAUGUUCUUACCUCGCUCAUGGGUCUUCUCUCAUCACCCGACCAGCAGACCAGCACCUCUACUGCUCGCGGGUUCUCUAUCCUUCUCGGUGACGAUGAUGUACUUUCCACGGCCAACGGUGCCUCAAUCCGCCUUUUAUGCAAACAACGUGUCUUCACAACCGUCAUCCCGAUGAUUUCUUCUCGCAUUCGCGAAGUCAACGUUGCUGGUAGUGAUGUAUCUUCUAAGGGGUUGGACCACAUCAAGCCGGCUCAUCUAACCGCGCUUGCCGGUAUCCUCUCUACCAUCUCCACGGCCCUAGUCAUGCCUGAACUUCCCACUCUACUCCCUCUCCUCCUCCAAUCUCUUGACCUCCAAACAUCCGACUCUGUCGCUGUCCGAGCAGCUACACUCGACACCCUAGCUGUAAUCAUCCGCGAUAACGGCGUCGCUGUGAUCGACAAGUGCGGACAUGUCCACAGCCUCGUUGUGAGACUUCUCAAGACUACUGAGAUCAAUGCCAACGUCGUCAACCCACCUCGCCUCCGCGCUGAUUCUCUGAAGUGUCUCUACCUCUUGGCUGCUAAACAAACUCCUGGUGAAACUAACUCUCGCCUACCACCGUCUAUCUCCCCGCUUCUACCAGAGAAGACGCAGGUGUUGCGCUCUCUGCAUGCUGUUUUGGAUGAUCCCAAGCGAGAUGUGCGCAAGGCAGCAGUCGAUGCUCGCAGCGCGUGGUUGCGUGGUGUAGACGAUGCCCCUGAGGAGGAGGAUUGA
Molecule: messenger RNA, 3237 nt
Organism: Penicillium cataractarum
Lineage: Eukaryota; Fungi; Ascomycota; Eurotiomycetes; Eurotiales; Aspergillaceae
Product: MET18/MMS19 family protein
Exons: 5
Coding region: 1-3237 (1078 amino acids)
Biological process (GO): iron-sulfur cluster assembly
Cellular component (GO): cytosolic [4Fe-4S] assembly targeting complex
Source: RefSeq, a predicted model, not a curated record